AUGGACCUCCUUCACACACAACUCGCUGCCAUUGAACGCCGCCUGGCCUUCGUGGCCGUAGACUCGAUAGACUGGAAGACCUACGUACAAGCCUUCUCAUGGGCUGUAUGCCUCUUCGAGUCCUACCUGAUCCUCCGACAGUAUCCUCUAUACUCGAAGCCUACACCACCAGCAGCACUCGCGGAGCACUUCACCGGCGAGGUGUACAUAAAGUCGCAGGCAUAUGGCAAGGACAAGGCAAAGUUCUCGCUGCUCGCAGGAUUGUACAAACAAGCCGUGGACUCCUUGAUGCUGCACUGUGGCAUAUACGCCUGGGCAUGGGAGAUAGCAGGGAUACUGACGGGGCGAUUCGGCUACGGGCCUGAAUAUGAGAUCACCCAGUCCAACGUCUUCGCCAUCGUGCUCUUCUUCGUGUCUUCGUUACCCACGCUGCCGCUCUCAGUCUACCAGACGUUCGUCCUCGAAGAGAAGCAUGGUUUCAACAAGACAACACCCGCGCUCUUCGUCGCGGACAUGCUCAAGGGAUGGCUCGUUGGGCUCGCCCUCGCACCUCCGUUCCUCUCCGCGUUCCUCUGGAUCUUCAAGUGGGCCGGCGCCCGCUUUGUGCCGUGGCUCAUGGCCUUCAUGAUCGCGUUUCAAAUGACGAUGGUGAUCAUCUACCCGACGCUCAUCCAGCCACUGUUCAACAAGCUCUCGCCGCUCUCCGCGGGCGAGCUCCGCACGCGCAUCGAGGCGCUCGCGGCGCGCCUCAAGUUCCCGCUGAAGCACCUGUACGAGAUCGACGGCUCGAAGCGCAGCUCGCACAGUAAUGCGUACUUCUACGGUCUGCCCUGGAGUAAGCACAUCGUCGUCUUCGACACGCUCAUCCAGCAGAGCACGCCCGGCGAGGUUGAGGCCGUCCUGGCACACGAGCUCGGACACUGGUACUACUACCACCCGACGAAGAUGAUGUUCGUCUCGCAGCUGCACCUCUUCUCCAUCCUCGCGCUCUUCCCCGCGUUCCUGCACGCGCCGCCCGUGCUCCGCGCGUUCGACUUCCCCGCACACGUCGCCGUGCACCCGCCCACCAUCGUCGCGUUCCUGCUCUUCCAGAUGAUCAUCUCGCCGCUCGAGUCCGUCGCGAGCAUCGCGCUGAACGCGGUGAGCCGCCGGUUCGAGUACCAGGCGGACCGCUUCGCGUGCGAGCUCCAUGGGAUGCUCAAGGCGGAGGAGAUGGCGGACAUGGGCGACCGCCUCGGCCGCGCGCUCAUCACGCUCCACGUCAAGAACCUGUCCACCGUCUGGGUCGACUGGCUGUACUCGGCGUAUCACCACUCGCACCCGACGCUUACGGAGCGGUUGCGCGCGUUGGAGGGCUUCAAGGGUGCUGCAGCAAGUGCGAGCAAGAAGGAGCUCUGA
Molecule: messenger RNA, 1398 nt
Organism: Rhodofomes roseus
Lineage: Eukaryota; Fungi; Basidiomycota; Agaricomycetes; Polyporales; Fomitopsidaceae
Product: metalloendopeptidase
Exons: 8
Coding region: 1-1398 (465 amino acids)
Biological process (GO): CAAX-box protein processing
Cellular component (GO): endoplasmic reticulum membrane
Molecular function (GO): metalloendopeptidase activity
Source: RefSeq, a predicted model, not a curated record